GACUGCACAGAUUGGAGAGAACAAUCCAGGAAGAAUUUGAGAGUCGCGUGACGCUGACGUCAUGAGGUAGGCAGAAAAACAAUAAAGGACAUUGUCAGAAAUUAAUGAUCUGAAAACAAGAGAGGGUCCUAGAGCAGAGAUGAUCACGUUUCCCUGCUGUUGUUGCUUCUCUUGCGAAAACACUGAAAACGAGACUCAACCUCUUCUAGGGUCCAGUGAACAGAAUGGAGCAGCUUCAGCCAGACAGACUCUCUCAGCUCAAAGUGAUGGGCACAAGAGGAGUGGUAAACUGGUGAUGAGGCGAGUGGGUGUGCCUGACCUGGACCAGAGGUUUUCAGAUGUCGCUGAGACUUUUAAUGAGCAACAGCAUCGGUCUGAUACGACAGCGCACCUCCUACUAAACCUGCAAAAGAGAUAUGGCUGCUCACCGGGUGGAACACUGGCUUUAACAGGAAUUUUGAGAAAAAUUAGAGAGGAGCAUGAGGCCAAGUAUAGGAUUUCCAUGAAGCUCAAAGGUUAUGAUUUCUCUCUGUGUGUGAUUCAGGCAAAGUCAGAUGAAAAUGAUGCAGAACCACUGCCCUACCAUCUGCAGAGGGCUAUAGAUGAAUUUAAGGACAUUUCGGAGUCUGCAAAAGUCACUAUAGCAAAAGGUACAACACUUCAGGAACUGAUGGGCUGGCUCCUACGUAGCAAGGAUCACAUGGCUGAGCAAGUAAAAGGGGCUGCAGCAACCUUUCAAGAGCAAGGAAGACUAUCAGAGAACCUGGAGGAGAACAUGAAGGAAGUGAUGAGGGCCAAACGGUUAUCAAUGGAGUAUAGACAAAAAGCUGGAGAGCUUUUCAUUGAAGCUGCAGACAUAGCGGGGCCUCAUCUGUAG
Messenger RNA from Periophthalmus magnuspinnatus, 877 nucleotides. RefSeq lists its product as uncharacterized. The coding region runs from base 140 to 877 and encodes 245 amino acids. The record is from RefSeq and is a predicted model, not a curated record. The transcript has 4 exons. Lineage: Eukaryota; Metazoa; Chordata; Actinopteri; Gobiiformes; Gobiidae.